AUGGCGCUUCUAAAUGUGGUCGCUGUUGUAGUACUCACAGUGCCCGUGGAACCCAUGGCUUUGUCAGGGACCGGGAGCUGGAGGAUAUUUAUACCGCUUCAUUUGUUGUGCAGCAAAUCACCGGCCCAGCACCACGCUAAUCGGAUUGUGUUUCAUCACUGGAAUUACAACGAGACCGGUCCAACACACGGCCAUGCUUUGAAGGAGAAGAGGUCCCGAGAAUCCCAGCAUGUUUACAAGAAGAGGUUACGAUACAACCAUUUGGGGAUAGAGUGUCGCCUCAGUUUCGCUGGGGUUUCCUCGCCGGGGGGCGGGCUGGGGACGAUACGUUAUCAGAAACUCGCGAGACCCGUCGUAAUCGCGUCGUGGGGUCUAGGCUGGUGA
Knipowitschia caucasica is the source of this 384-nucleotide messenger RNA. NCBI's taxonomy places the organism in Eukaryota, Metazoa, Chordata, Actinopteri, Gobiiformes, Gobiidae. The record is from the annotation of a GenBank genome assembly.